AUGGACCCUUCCAGUGCCAGCCUCAGCGAUCCCGCCAUGGGGAACGAAGAGGCUCCGCUGCCACCACCAUCGGAAGCCUCGUACGACGCCAGUGCCGCCAAUUCCUCGCCGAACACCUUGCCGUCCCAGCCAUCGAGACAAUCCCGCAGCGUGUCUGUUUCCUCCUUCACGGGCUCAGUCAGCAGCAAGAGCCGCUAUGCCGAGCCGGGCACCUCCGACAUCCACGCCGAACGAUCUAGCUUCUCUAGCAGCCCUCACUCUUCCACUUUUCUCAAAGGUGCUCGAUCGAUGAGUUCGUACAGUCGACGACACUCGGCCGCUUCAGAAGCCCUGACUGAGGAACUCUACUUGGGAGAAUCUCAGCAGGAGCAGGUCUUCUCUGACAACGAUACUCCUCGGAUGCGCCCCAACCCAGAAGUUCCAGCCAACCACUCGGCUCUCCCCGAACCCGCUCUGACUACCAGGUCGUCGUUUUCAGAUUCUCAUUCAAUUCGAUCGAAGCGUCUGUCGGGAACAUCGUUGUAUUCAUUGGCUUCGGCACGUGGCGUCAUCAUCAGCCCAUCGCAAUCGCAACCCAAUCCUGCGUCUGAUCAAGGACCGCCUCCGCGAUCGGUACCGAGUCUGAUGUCGUCCGGAAAAGGGCCAGCCUCGGCCCAACCUGAAGCUGCAUUGUCUAGCGUCACCGUCACCACUUCUUCAGGCAGCCAGUCGGGACAUGGAUCGCCUAAUACUCACAGUCUCGCGGCCAGAGACUCGCAACCGCCGCAUCUUGAUCUCGUCAGGCGAAACCAACGAUCCGAAACCAUGCGAAGUACUCAGCCCGAUCGUUCUCGGAGUAGAGCAAAGAGACGGUUCAGCGGAAGCACUGCAUACAGCAGUCAGAGCCCAAGCAGUGAACGAGGACCGCACCAUCGAGAGAAAGAAGAAGGUGUUAUUGGCAUUUGCGCUCUCGAUAUCAAGGCCAGAAGCAAGCCGAGCCGGAACAUUCUGAAUCGCCUUAUAGCGAACCGCGAGUUCGAUGUGGUGGUUUUUGGUGACAAAACCAUUCUCGAUGAAGAGGUUGAAAAUUGGCCAAUGUGUGACUAUUUAAUAUCAUUCUACUCGGAUGGGUUUCCUUUGGAAAAGGCUAUUGCAUAUAUAAAGACGAGGAAGCCCUUCUGCGUCAACGAUGUGCCGAUGCAAAAGAUCCUUUGGGACAGGCGUGCGUGCUUGCGUCUGCUGGACAAGAUUCAGGUUCGCACGCCAAAGCGGCUUGAAGUGACGCGGGACGGUGGCCCAGAGGUUCUCACCCCAGAAAUGUCAAAAUAUAUCAAGGAAGUGUCUGGGGUGACACUGGAACCCGCUGACCCCGAAAAUACUCCACCACCAAAGAAAGUUGAACUUAUAGACGACGGAGACGUUCUCAGUGUUGAUGGAGCCCUUCUCAAGAAGCCCUUUGUAGAGAAACCAAUCAGCGGCGAGGAUCACAACAUCAUCAUAUAUUUUCCAAAGAGCUCUGGAGGAGGAGCACGGAAGCUGUUCCGAAAAGUUGGAAACAAGAGCUCUGAAUACAUUCCCGAGCUCAACGUCCCCAGAGCCAUCUCCGAACCCGAAGGCAGCUACAUCUACGAAAGCUUUAUGGAAGUGGAUAACGCGGAAGAUGUCAAGGCUUAUACUGUUGGCCCUCAGUACUGCCAUGCGGAAACCCGCAAGUCUCCAGUUGUCGAUGGCAUCGUUAGACGAAACACGCACGGCAAGGAGCUGCGCUAUGUGACGAGUCUCGGUGCGGAAGAGCGAGAAAUUGCUCGCAAGAUUUCGACUGCUUUUGGACAGAGAGUCUGCGGAUUCGAUUUGCUCAGAGCUUCGGGAAAGAGCUAUGUCAUUGAUGUCAACGGCUGGAGCUUUGUCAAGGACAAUGAGGACUAUUACGAGCAUUGCGCCAGUAUUCUUAAGGAUGUCUUCAUCAAAGAACGAAUUCGCCGUGGCGGCAUAACACCGCCGCCAGUUGCUUCUCCCGCCCCGUCUUCGGAUGCCGACCCUAUCGCAAAAGCAGGACAGACGAUUACGGAGCACGAGCAAUCAGGAGGCACAAACACCACCGGGGCUACCACCAGCCAGCCCAUAUCUGCGGCGAAGCCAAACAACAGCACGACGCAAGCUGAACAACCCAGUCAAGCUGAGUCCGCGCUAGUCCCCCCUAGCGGUACGGCAUCGCCAACCAUAGAGAGUGCGCGGACGUCCGUUGGCCAGAGCUCGGCAGGGAGCCCCUUGCUUCCACAGCCGCUGCUACCGCCUUCAGAUGUUUUGUCACCCAGCGUUUUGUCAUCAACUCCCAGGUCCAGCAAGGAUGCAUCACAAUCUCCUGCUGGUCCAUCAGCGCAGGAAGAGGACGUGGCUGAACCUACGCCUCCCCCUCCUCCUCCUCCAAAGCACUCGUGGAAGUUGAAGGGUAUGGUUUCAGUUAUCAGGCAUGCGGACAGGACUCCCAAGCAAAAGUACAAGUUUACUUUCCACACUGAGCCUUUUAUCGACCUCCUUAAAGGCCACCAGGAAGAAGUGCUCCUUAUUGGAGAGCCUGCCCUGGCGAGCGUGAUACAGGCCGUAGAUGUCGCCUACAUACAAGGUGUUGAGGACCGAGAAAAACUUCGAUCUCUCCGAAAUGUCCUUGUUAAAAAAGGAAGCUGGGCUGGAACCAAGGUGCAGAUUAAGCCCAUGUUCCGCAAGAAGAAGAAGGAGCCAGUGCCGGAAGCUGAGGAAGCUCCCCAGCCGGGCCAAACCGGCGAUAGCACGCCCCUGGUCCCAGGAGACGAUGCAGAUAAAGCUGAGGGGCGAUCAUCCAAACGACAUGAUUCAGUUUCAGAAGUCACCAUGUCAAAGUUUACCGCCGCGGAAGAGAGCCUAGUCCUCGACAAGCUCCAGCUCAUUGUCAAAUGGGGUGGCGAGCCGACCCAUUCGGCAAGGUACCAGUCACAAGAGUUGGGAGAGAAUAUGCGUAAUGAUUUGAUGCUGCUCAACAGGGAUAUCCUCGACGAGGUCCACAUCUAUAGCAGCUCCGAGAGGCGAGUUACUGCUAGCGCACAGAUCUGGGCAUGCUCCUUUUUAGGCGAGAAAGAGCUCCCGGAAGACUUCAUCACCAUCCGUAAGGACCUUUUGGAUGACUCUAAUGCCGCCAAAGAUGAAACAGACAAAGUCAAGAAGAAGCUUAAGGGGCUGUUGCGUGAGGGCAAUGAACGUCCAGCACAGUUUGCCUGGCCUGAGAACAUGCCGGAGCCGUCAGAGGUCCAGAACCGAGUCGUACAACUAAUGAACUUCCACCGCCGAGUGAUGCACUCCAGCACCGAGAAGCUCAAUGGGGAGGGAUCUAGUUCGUCGCUUUCGUCAGCACUAUCGCAGGCUAAUGCAGUCACCAACAUCCAGCCCAGAUGGUGUUGCGGAGAGGACGCGGAUCUCUUCCGCGAGAGGUGGGAGAAGCUCUUUACGGAGUUUUGCGACGCAGAGAAGGUGGAUCCUAGCAAGAUCUCUGAGCUCUACGACACGAUGAAGUUUGACGCCUUGCACAACCGGCAGUUUUUGGAGUGGGUGUUUACCCCGCCGCGAAGCAUGCUCGAGGAGGAGUAUGGUGUCAAAGAUGGUAAAACAAAGGACGGCGAGGAUGUCGCCGCCGACAAGGCUGACAGCUCCAACCGGUCGGCAACAUACUUUAGGCUGUAUAAGAGCAAUAGCGGCGCGGCGGAUAAGACGGAUCCGCGGAACGAACCGCUUCAGGAGCUGUACCGGCUGGCCAAGAUUCUUUUCGAUUUCAUCUGCCCGCAGGAGUACGGUAUCUCGGAUAGCGAGAAGCUGGAAAUCGGACUUUUGACAUCCCUGCCGCUCCUCAAGGAGAUUGUCCAGGAUCUGGAGGAGAUGCAGGCCUCCAACGACGCAAAGUCCUUCUUCUACUUCACCAAGGAGUCGCACAUCUACACCCUGCUCAACUGCAUCAUCGAAGGCGGCAUCGAGACCAAAAUCAACCGAAGCACCAUCCCUGAGCUGGACUAUCUCUCGCAGAUUUGCUUUGAGCUGUAUGAAUCGGAAGUCAACCCGCCUCCCGAGGAUGGCGACGAGCCCACUUUUGCUUAUAGCAUCCGCAUCACCAUCAGCCCUGGGUGCCAUGUCUUUGAUCCCUUGCACGUCCAGCUGGAUAGCCGGCACUGCAUCGGAUGUGCGCCGCGGCGCAGUCUCACGCCCCAUCUAGAUUGGCUGCAGGUCAUCAAGACCCUACGCGCCAAAUUCAAUCAGGUUAAACUGCCAAAGACGUUCCUCGCCAUCAACCUGUCAGAUGCCUUCACCUUUGAAGAGCUCGAAAGACAUGGAAGCGAUCAGGAGGGUGGCCUCGAAAUGAAGUCAACAACCCAUGUAAGGGAUAAGGCAGCACCCGCUGAUGCCGGCAACGAAGAAAGCAGCUGCGCGGUCGUCGACGACGAAGCUGCUCCUAUCCCCGAACCCGAGGGUCCCAUUGUCAAUCCCACUUGA
Trichoderma breve is the source of this 4491-nucleotide messenger RNA. RefSeq names its product histidine phosphatase superfamily (branch 2) domain-containing protein. The coding region runs from base 1 to 4491 and encodes 1496 amino acids. The record is from RefSeq and is a predicted model, not a curated record. Gene Ontology annotation, molecular function: diphosphoinositol pentakisphosphate kinase activity; 5-diphosphoinositol pentakisphosphate 1-kinase activity; inositol hexakisphosphate kinase activity. NCBI's taxonomy places the organism in Eukaryota, Fungi, Ascomycota, Sordariomycetes, Hypocreales, Hypocreaceae. Gene Ontology annotation, biological process: inositol phosphate biosynthetic process; inositol metabolic process. The transcript has 8 exons. Gene Ontology annotation, cellular component: cytosol.